AUGUCUAGCAGACUUAAAAGUUCUACUUUCGGAUCGAACAUUGACGUAUACAAAAGUCCGCCGAUAACAUUGUUUGUUGAUGGAAAGCACAAAUACUAUAUAUCGGCGUGUCUUGCCGCCCGUAUGUCAAAGGUAUUGGAGGACGCCAUGAGCAACCCCCAACAAGAGCCCAUGCAAUGUGAAUACCACUUCCCACCUGGUACCAAGAAGGAAAUGGUAGAAAGAUGGUUACAGUACGUUCAUACAGGCCAAUAUGACAGCUUUCCGGAUGCAACUUCAGAAACCAGUGGCACGAACGAAGAGAUGGAGUCUGUAUCUCCCAGCACCUUCCCGGAAGGUACGAUCAGCACCUGUUUGGCAGACACGAACGACGAAUCAGAGUCUGUAGCUUCCGACACAAUUCAGGAAGGUUUGCCUUCUCCAGAGCCUUCAGUAAACACUAAAAUUCUGUUUCCUUACUCUGUUAAAGGGUUCAUCACACAGAUGCGGGAUUACCGACGUGAUGGGAUCAAUCUCAGUUGCCCCUAUACCACGACCAAGUGUGACCCGUUCUGGGAGUUCUAUCAAAAGAGACCCGAGGGUGCCUACAAAGUGGAAUAUCCGAAUACGAACGCGAGACCGGCUUGUCGUGAAGCAUGCCUCAUCGGUCAUGCCAAUUUGUACAUCUUCGCACAACACAUGCAGAUGCCUGAAAACCCACUGGAAGAUACCUGCUUGUGGACAAUGUUCUUUCUACUUCGCCAAUUCGAUCAUGAAAGCGACAAAUUCAGCACACUUGCUAAAUUGAUUGACUUGAUUUACAGGAAUACCACUCAAAGUCUCAAACUGACGACAAGGCCAGAGAACUUGUUGCACAGUACAUUUCGCUUUUUGCUGAAUAUCUGGAAGACAAGCUAG
Molecule: messenger RNA, 897 nt
Organism: Fusarium poae
Lineage: Eukaryota; Fungi; Ascomycota; Sordariomycetes; Hypocreales; Nectriaceae
Exons: 2
Coding region: 1-897 (298 amino acids)
Source: RefSeq, a predicted model, not a curated record